Capsella rubella is the source of this 872-nucleotide messenger RNA. Its product is annotated as bidirectional sugar transporter SWEET17. Gene Ontology annotation, molecular function: sugar transmembrane transporter activity. Gene Ontology annotation, biological process: carbohydrate transport. The transcript has 6 exons. Bases 71 to 802 code for a protein of 243 amino acids. NCBI's taxonomy places the organism in Eukaryota, Viridiplantae, Streptophyta, Magnoliopsida, Brassicales, Brassicaceae. The record is from RefSeq and is a predicted model, not a curated record. Gene Ontology annotation, cellular component: membrane.
AUCUAAUUAAGUAGCCUCCUCCUCAGCUCCUCUUCCCCAUCUCUCUCUAUCAGAAACUCUUUCUCCAAAAAUGGCAGAGCCAAGUUUCUAUAUCGGAGUCAUAGGAAAUGUAAUCUCCGUUCUUGUCUUCCUCUCACCAGUGGAGACGUUUUGGAAAAUAGUGAAGAGGAGAUCAACGGAGGAGUACAAAAGCUUGCCUUACAUUUGCACGUUGCUAGGAUCGUCUCUAUGGACGUAUUACGGCAUCGUUACUCCCGGAGAGUAUCUUGUUUCCACCGUCAAUGGCUUUGGUGCUCUUGUUGAAACCAUCUACGUUUCUCUUUUUCUCUUUUAUGCCCCUCGACAUCUCAAGCUGAACACAAUUAUAGUGGUAGGGAUGUUGAACGUGUUUUUCCCGAUCGUAGCGAUUGUGGCAACGAGAAGUGCGUUUGAAGAUGAGAAGAUGCGUUCUCAAUCGAUAGGUUUCAUCUCUGCUGGUCUAAACAUUAUAAUGUAUGGUUCUCCUCUUUCUGCUAUGAAAACAGUAGUGACGACAAAGAGCGUGAAAUACAUGCCGUUUUGGUUGUCGUUUUUCCUCUUCUUAAACGGCGCGAUUUGGGCUGUCUAUGCUUCACUCCAACACGACGUUUUCUUACUCGUGCCAAAUGGAGUGGGGUUCGUGUUUGGGACAAUGCAACUCAUACUUUAUGGAAUUUAUAGAAAUGCCAAACCUGUGGGUUUAAGCAACGGCUUAACUGAGAUUGUUCAUGACCAAGAUGAAGAGGAAGGUCUCACGUCACGUGUUGUCCCUCUCCUCUCUUAAAAUCUAGCUAGCUAGUAUUUUUCUUUCGUGUUGUGAUUUAAUUUCCAAUUUAUUAGAUUUUUCUUUUAUU